CCUGGGCUCUCAUUCGGAACUAACUUCCAUGAUGCGGCCAUCAUCACAAUCUAUCAUUUUGUUUUCAACUUUGGUACUCGUUGCCACUGCUGACCGCCUGGGUCCCAUAUACCCAGCACCGGUCGACCUUUCCAACCCCCAGAGCCUUGUUAGGGCUGUCUGGGAGAAUCUCACAAAUACCAUCGAUGACUAUUUAACCCACCCUUCCAAGAAUGGAUCGACUACUCUUUUGGGAAUUGAGAACAUCACAUUCUCAGCUGGGUUGUUCUCGGUUCAUGAUCCGGAAGCGAAGAAACUCCAGUAUCAUUGGACCAGCCCUGAAAUCGCAGAAUCCACCAAUGGAACCAGGAAGGUGGAUGGCGAUAGCAUCUUCCGUAUCGCGAGCGUCAGCAAGCUGUUUACCACUUAUGCAGGCAUGCUCUCUCUAGCCGAGGAUGAGUGGAAUCUUCCCCUCUCUGAGAUCUAUCCCGGCUUCGCCAAGUAUGCAGCAGAAGCCGCCGAUGCCCCGGCUUGGCACAUCAAUUGGGAUGAGACCACGCCGUGGGCUUUAGCCUCCCAGAGCUCGGGUAUCCCUACCCAAGGGGGCCCGUUCAUGGAUCUACUGUGGCAAUACGUAACGGGGCAGAGCCUCAUAAGCCCGAUCACAGCCUACGGACUUCCGCCAGAAAACACGAGCAGCUUGGGGCCAUGCUACGGCUCGCUUGAAGAGGCACUUGAGUUGUGUGACGGCACAAAUGUGAUCGAUGCUAUGGGAUCACGACCUCCGACGUUCAAGCCUUGGUGGACUCCUAUGUACUCCGACGCCAACUUUGAGAUGCUGGCGCUCAUGAUCUCCAAUAUCACUGGGAAGUCGAUAUCAGACAUCUAUCAGGCAGAGAUCUUCGACUCGCUGAACCUGAGCUCAACUUUCUCCUCUCCGCCGACUAGCAAUGUGACCCAGGCCCGGGCUGUUGUCGCGGGUCCUGCAGCAGAGGGAUUCUACCUGGAGAUUCCUCUUACUACCCCAUCCGGAGGGAUUUACUCCACAACCAACGACCUCGCUACAUUUGGUGUUUCCAUCCUCAACCACACGCUACUCCCCGAAGCUACCACGCGCAAAUGGAUGAAACCUCAAACUCACACAGCUAGUUUGACCGCCUCCAUCGGUGCCCCAUGGGAAAUCGUUCGUGUCGUGAGUCCCACCACGGGCAGGGUGACAGACAUUUAUACCAAGCUAGGAGACUCGGGCUAUUAUGGCGGCAUUGUGGCUCUGAUUCCAGAUUACGAUGCCGGUUUCAGCAUCCUCGCAGCCUCUACGAGCGAUCAACGCAGUGCUCUGACCAACGUAAUCCUGGACUAUAUUACCCUGUCUGUGCUUCCAGCUCUAGAGGCCCAGGCCGCUCUGGAGGCAGCUCAGAAUCUUGUAGGCACAUACGUCUCAGAGGAUCCUAGUCUCAAUUCCUCCGUCACUAUUGCCGUUGACAAUUCAGUCGGUUCCUCAAGUUACUUCCAUGGUCUGAGACUUACUCGGUGGAUAUCGAACAACACCGACCUGCUAGCCUCGCCCUAUUUGAGCGGCUACAAGCCUCGACUUCUGCUGAGCAUCCCGAAGUCCACUUCCCGAGGUGUGGCCGGAGAAGUGGCCUUUCAGGUUUCCAAGUUCCCACAGACUUAUAGCUAUUUCGCCUCCAAUGCGGCGAAUCUCAGCGUGAUCGGUCCAUUUACGGGUCAAUAUAACACUAACUUGGAUUUCUGGAGUACUGACACUAUUUACUAUGGAAGUCGUGGUCUCGGCACGUUUGUUUUCACCGUCGACGGUGACGGGAAAGCUUCGGCUGUCUCUCCUACGGCUGCGAGAAUCAAGUUGAAGAGAACGACAUAGUCGGAGUCCUCCUUUCCUAUAGUUAUUGUAUUUAUCAUUUUUACCCCACUGCUAGUUCUUAAUCUCAUCCGAUUAGCUUUCCUAUCGAAUAUAGUGAGUUCUACAGGCCUUCAAAUCAAUUACCAGCCUUUUUCUAUCUUUUCUCGUCACAUAAAUCGAAUUCCAGACGUCCAAUAUGUCAC
Messenger RNA from Aspergillus uvarum CBS 121591, 2043 nucleotides. RefSeq names its product serine hydrolase domain-containing protein. The coding region runs from base 29 to 1861 and encodes 610 amino acids. The record is from RefSeq and is a predicted model, not a curated record. Lineage: Eukaryota; Fungi; Ascomycota; Eurotiomycetes; Eurotiales; Aspergillaceae. The transcript has a single exon.